AGAUUUCCCCUAGGGAUGCCCCUUCUUGAUGUUUUUGAUUCAGUGGCCGAAGGGGUUUACAACAGGACGUUCACGUCCUUCGUUUUGUUUAUUUACUUAUUACCCUCGCUAAUGUAUAAUUACAACAGUGUGAUGAGCUCGACGGGAUUAAGAUUAAUUAAAAAAUCGAACUCGUGCCCUCAGGGAAUGAGAUGUCAGAAGUGUCUGGAGAUGGGACAUUGGAGUUACGAAUGUACAGGAAAACGAAAGUACCUUCACAGAUCAUCGAGGACAGUUCAGUUGAAGAGAGCACUGCAGGAGAUUGAAUCAAGAAAUUUAGACUCCAGGAAGACGGAACCUCCCCUGAGAAAAUCUAAGGCACCGAAGUCAGAAUCGUCAAGUAGCUCGAGUGAUCCUGAGUCCUCCAGUGACAGUGACACCAGCACCUCGAACUCGGGGUCUGACAGUGAUUCAGACUCCAGUUCCAGUAGUGAGAGCUCCUCGAGCUCCUCCAGUAGUUCGUCGAGCAGCUCCAGCAGUGACUCGGAGCCGUCGAGGAAACGUCGGAAAAAGCAGAAACGGAGUUCCUGA
Messenger RNA from Diachasmimorpha longicaudata, 570 nucleotides. RefSeq names its product zinc finger CCHC domain-containing protein 10-like. NCBI's taxonomy places the organism in Eukaryota, Metazoa, Arthropoda, Insecta, Hymenoptera, Braconidae. The coding region runs from base 16 to 570 and encodes 184 amino acids. The transcript is spliced from 3 exons. The record is from RefSeq and is a predicted model, not a curated record. Gene Ontology annotation, molecular function: nucleic acid binding; zinc ion binding.